AUGGACAAUUUCAGAGAACGUCAACAUCAGACAAGUCUGCUCUGUGAUUGUGAUGGACCGAGACAAGAACAGGAGCAUGCUACAAUCACAUCGGAACCCAGACGAAACAUGGACAUUGUCCAAGCCAAAAAAUACCCACCUCCCCUUCUCCCAGCUCUCGCUUUCUCAGUGACGUCACCUAAUAGACCACAGUCGUCUUCUUCAGCGAAGCUGACGUUUUUGGAUGAGGCUAUCUGGCGCGGGCGGCCGGGCGGGCGGCGCCAAGGGGAGCGCCGAGGAGCGGCCGGCGGGGCGCAGCGGGCACUGGCCGCGCGUCGCCAAUUAGUGCGGACUUCGGAGUUCACCCAAGUCGGGACCCGGGACGGCGGGGCGCGGCGGGCACGGGGCGGGACUCGCCAAUCAGAGCCGAUCUGGAGUUCGCCCCGAGGCGCGCCGGAAGCCCGCAGCCAGUGCCCGAGCGCCUGGACGCGCGGGACCCGGAGCACCGCCGCUAUGCCCGCGGGGGUCGCGCCCCGAGUCAGCAGUCACGCUCUGCCCGCCUUCGACGCGCCCCUGAGCGAGCGCCUUCUGCACCGGGGCCCCGACUACCUGCGCCGGCACCUGGACGCGACGCGGCCGGCGCGCAGGAGCGCGGUGGAGAGGCUGGCGGCCGACCGCGCCAAGUACGUGAAGAGCCGGCCAGUGGCCGGCCGCGGCACGGAGGAGACGGCGCCCGGCGCCCCCCAGCCCCCGGCCCGCGCUCCGUGCCCGGUGGCUCGCAGGGCCAUUGCCCGGAAGCCGCUGAGGCCGGACUCGCUGGUCAUCUACCGGCAGAAAUGCGAGUUCGUCAAAGGGCAGGGCGCCGACGGCUCCAGGGCGAGCUUGGUGAGGAAGCUCUUCCAAGGGCCAGGCAAGGACAAGGCGCUGGCCAGCGCCCAGGGCCAGGAGCCCCGAGCCCAGGGCCAGGAGGCCCCCUCGACCAAGGCUGCAGGGAGCAGCCUUGGCCCCGGCCCUGUCGCUGGUUCAGUGCCCCCCACGCCACCUGCCCCCUCCACACCUGCCGGGGCACCCAGCAGGUGCCAAGCCAUGGACCCUGGUCCUGACCUCCGGGAGGUGAGGCGCAGGGGCCUGCACCGUUCUCAGUCAGACAUCAGCUCUCGCUACUCCAAGUCCUUCGCCGAAUUUGACACUUUCUUCCAGUACUGCGGCCUUGACCCCGAGGUGGUGGAGGACCUCGGUAGGGAGAACUUUUCUGCAGGGUCAGACCACAUUGCCUUCAAAGUCCGCAGCGUGAGCAUCGCCACGUCGGACAGCGGCUUCUCCCGGCACAGCGGCGGGGACGAUGGACUGCAGGAAGAUGAGCUGAUGGAGCAAGUCCCCAGCAGGACCUCGGUCAUCGAGAAGAACGCUCGCAUCAUCAAAUGGCUGUACACGUGUAAGGCGGCCAAGCAGACCCCCACGCAGCAAGGGGCUGCAGGAGCUGGAGUGACGCCGCCUGCGCCCGAGCCCGGAAACCGGAACCCAGAGGUGGGCUUUCCCAGAGCUGAGAAGGGUGUCUGCCUGUGUGAGUGUCUGUGUUUGCUCAGUGUGGCCGAGUUGGGCGAUGGUUAG
This is a messenger RNA of Trichechus manatus latirostris (Florida manatee), 1590 nucleotides long. RefSeq names its product family with sequence similarity 110 member C (gene FAM110C). The transcript has 5 exons. Lineage: Eukaryota; Metazoa; Chordata; Mammalia; Sirenia; Trichechidae. Gene Ontology annotation, cellular component: cell cortex. Bases 1 to 1590 code for a protein of 529 amino acids. The record is from RefSeq and is a predicted model, not a curated record. Gene Ontology annotation, molecular function: alpha-tubulin binding. Gene Ontology annotation, biological process: regulation of cell projection assembly; positive regulation of cell migration.